AUGGCGGAGGCAAAUCGCAGAACAUCGCGGUUGAGCAUAAAACAUGUAUUUUCGGGAACACUUGUGCACUCUACUGCAGCCAAUAGAAUGGAAAUAUGUCCAAAGAGGAUUAUAGGAGUUGAUAAUGACGGGAAGGUAAAUUAUUUCUCGCUCCCAUUGAGAAGUCGGUUCUCGUUAAAUUUUACAUUUACAGUGCACACAGUGUUCUGUUUCUAUUGUUUGUUUUGUCCAAUCAGCAUUUUGUUACAAACUUUAAAUUCAACUUUGUACUUUGUGUUAUUCAGCGCUAAAGAUGACAGAAGAGCUGUUGAAAAAUGUUUGUUAAUUUUAAAAGUGUCGAUCAUUUUCUUAAAUUAAUUAUAAUCCCUUUUCACGCAAAUUCACGCGUCACGAAUAUAAAAGGAAAACUUCAAAUCUCUCUUCUCGUGCGGAAGGCUUCACGGAAACCCAAAGGUUUUUACGAAAUGAAAGAAAAAAUUCACGACUAACGUAUAUUUCAGAGGCAAACCACGCCUCACACUGGUUCAUAAAUUCCCGAAUCACGCUCGCUUUUCUGUAAAAUUCACGUGUUACAUAUUAAUUUUGGCCUUAAUCACGCAUCACCUAUAAAGCAAUUUGCCGCCCUCUUUCACGACUCUGGCCUUCUUGCUUAACUUUCCUAAAAGUUCUUUGUUUAUAGACUUUGUCUGAGUAGUUAUUGUAGCUCGUCGUGGAUGGUAAAUGCACAAUGAAGUCAAUUGAAAUAACAUGGCGGAAGAUGGUAACGUUGUUGUCAUGGAGUUGAAUGCUUUGCACUUCCAAUUUUGAAAGGAAGGCAAAUCACCUAGAAUUGCCUUCUAGGAACAGUUGAAGAAGGGAAAGCUUCUCCUAAAAAUCAGAGCUCACGAACAGUUCUCUAAGGGUACCAGUGUACUGUCACUACUUGGCUGCUGGAAAUUUCUAUCAUUUAUUGUAGAUGAGGGGCAAAGCCUGCAUCAUCAUUUCUGUUUAACCCUUUACACCCUAACAUCAGUAUGCUUAUUCUCCAUACUGUUCACUAUGCAUUUUCUAAGCUGCUGACAAGGAGAAUUCAUUUAAGAAUCACAAGCUUCUUUAGUUGGUGAUUAUUUCCUUUAUUCUUGUGCCCUUAAUGUGUGAUUUGGGGAUGAUAUUUAAGGAGAAAUUCAAUGAUAGUCACUCUUAGGUCUCAAAGGGCUCAAAUGGUUAAAGCAGCUGAGAAUGUAAACGCCUUUAGGCUCCGCCUACUGAAUGCACUCCUUAGUGGAAAUGUCACGCACAGAUGAAUCAUUUCAAUCUUCUAUUCUUGUCUAAUUUUUGUUUUAGUUCACUGGUGUUUUUAACAUGUACUGGCCUUUUGUAUUUAUAUUGUACUAGCCUUAGUUUUCACUUAUAUAUAUUUUUAGGCCAAUACAAUGUGACUAUAAUAUUACAAUAAUUUUAAUGUAGGCUUUGUAACUGAAAAAUCUAGCUCAGGAGUUGCAAUAAAUGUAUGUAUGUAUGUAUGUAUGUAUGUAUAUGGUUAAUGUUGGGCUGCUCACUUUUAUAACUGAAAGUGUUUUUUUUUCUUGUUAGAUAGUUUUUAUUGAUAAUGCUUCUUGUAUGGAGGAACUUGCUGAAAGGUUUGGAUUUCAUGAGAGAGAUGUAAUCACCCUAAAAGAGAACAGGUAGAGUAAUAAUUUUUUUUCAUCGAUUUUUGUUCAUACAUAAAAAUGUGAUAACUUUUUCGGGAAAGGAUUUGCUAAAAGUUUUAUUUGAGGCAAGAGUAAGUGCAAUCUAAGAAUUUGCACUUUCAUUCGAAAAAACAUCAGCAUGUUGUGAUGAAGAGAGUCUAUUUAAUAUCCCCAAGUGCAAAUAUUCUUCCAUCUUGUUUUUAUUCCAAAUACACUGCAGAUUUUUUAUUGUAACAUCUGACAGAUUGUUAUUGUAUAGUCUGAUUACUGGGGUGGGUGUAAUCCUGAGAAGGACCAUUGUCUGUUAUAGUGACUGAAAAGUUGUUCAUUGUGAUGGUACCCCUUUCAUAGUAAGUUGUUUUUAUCAACGCUAAGGUAAUUAUGUGAAUCGGUCACUGUAAAGAAAUUCUAAACCUGAUGUUUCAAGUGCAAGUCCUUUGUCAAUGAAAUCCUCAGAGAGCAGAUUUGCUCUAACGUAGGCCAACACUCAAAACAUCAGCUUAAGAAAACCUUUACAAUGACUAAUUCAUGUUAUCAACUCAGUUGGGAAAACUGAAUUAUCUUGUACUAUUAAUAACAUCACAGUUUCAUUAGAAAUUAAAUCCCUUUAACUCUUUUGAGGGUCACUUGCAGAAUCUUUUGGAAUAUGGCAGACAUUGCUGUACACUUGAAUGUUAAUAAAUGUUUCUUUGUUAUGACUUUUUUUAGACAGUUUUUGAUGCCUGGAUUAGUUGAUACUCAUAUUCAUGCUCCACAGUAUAUAUUCACUGGAACAGGCUAUGAUGUGCCUCUCCUACAGUGGCUUGAAAAGUAUACAUUUCCCUCUGAAGCAAGAUUUGCAAACAAAGAAUUUGCUCAGAAUGCAUACAGAAAAGUUGUGGUGAGUUCUAUUCACUUAUUUAUAUUUAGCAUUUAUCAGUCAUUUUGGAAAAUCUUCCAAAAUGACCAAUAGUGGGUAAAUAAAUAAAUUCUGUGUAUGAUAGUCUUUUUGGAAAACAAACACAGCUUGGAGCAGUUUUUAAUUACUACUAGUUUUUUUUUGGUAGGUUUUUACUUUCCAGAAAUUAAUCAUUAUUCAAACAGUUUCAUAGCCAAGUUCUGUUUCACAUUCAGAUAUCUUGAGUGAGAAAUGAGGAUUAUUAUCAAGAAACUCUAAUUGGAAGGGGAAAUAAAGAUUGCAUUUUGGCUUGUGGAAGGCUUGUUUAGUUGAAGGCUUUAGCUAAAAUAAUGUCCAUACCUGUAGCUGGUAUUGUCACAUGGCAUUUUUAUGGAGACAUCUUUAUACAAUCAAGCACCUUAAGGUGUAGAGAUUUGCUUUGAGAUAAUAAUGAAACUUGAAAAUAACUCAAUAUUCUUGUUCACCCAGACACCUGAAUAUCUUUUUUUAUAUGUAACAUGAUCAAGGAAAGGUUACUCAAGAAUGGAACAACCACUGCAUCAUACUUUGCAACUAUUCACUAUGAUGCUACAGCAGUCCUCUGUGAUGUUAUAGGUCAGUAUGAAAGGGUGAGUCCCUUAGGAGCUUUUUCCAGUUUCUGUAGCAUGUAGUAAGGGUUUGUACAGGUUCUGGAAAAUCUUGAAAGUCAUGGGAAAAGACUAUUGGUCUGGAAAGUCCUGGAUUAAUCUGCUUAACUCAAGCAAAAAAGUUUUCAGAAUUUAUUUUAGAAAUAAUGUGUGUGGCAGGUAAUGAGAAUUUAUUUUGAAAUUUUGAAGAUUGAAAGGGUGCUGGAAAAAUCAAUCUGAGCCCAGGAAACGUCCUAGAAAAUUCCUUGAAGUUUUUUCUCUGAGAAAGGGUACAAACCCUGAUGUAGUGAUCAGGAGUACCAUAUUUUCUACUUUAAAUCUGUAAAAUGCUGUCCCCUGAUUAAGUGCUGUCCUUAAAUGAACCCUGCUUCUAAGCAAAAAAAAAAAAUUAAUGAUGUCUGGAAUUUCCAGAGCUCUGCCAUCUGAAAGUGUGGUGCUUAUGCAGGACAGACAACUACACUAUAAGUUUGUUUCAACUUUGUCUGGGACAGCCUAAAAUGAACCCAGCAUACCUUAGUUAUUAUUUAGCAGUAAAGACUGUUAGAUCAUUAGAUUUUUAUUGAACCAAUUCAUUACAUUUUCUGUUGUUCCCUUAAUCCCAAAUUUUUAUCAAAUUUUCAUUAUGAAUAUAGAUUUCCAUUCUUUUUGAGUGAAGGUACAUGCAUGCUUAUUGAUCAUUUAAUUAAUAUAUAUAUUUACUGUGUUUAGGAUCAUGUGAAUUUUGUAACAAUUGCAAUGUGUCACUUGGUGCAUUUAAAUUUAGCAGAUGCCAUUAGUAAGAGUUAAAUGAUGUUGAGUGUCAUUAAAAUGUUUGUAAAGUAGCAAAAAAUAUUUUUUUCUGUUACACAAUGCAUAUGCCGAAUUUGAACAGCUGAACUUGGACAAAGAGCAUAUGUAGGAAAAGUUUGUAUGGACAGGAACAGUCCAAACUACUACAUUGAGGGAACAGAGGACUCAGUUAAGAAUGCUGACAGGUAAAUUGUCUUUAGGUAACCCUUUCACUCCUAUGAUCUCAUUAGUAAUUCUCCUUAGUGUCUGCCAUAUAAUUCUUAUGAUUUUAGUUAAAGAAUUUGGUAUUGGAUCAACAAAUAUUUUUCUAUAUUCUCCAUUUGUCUGCUUGGUAUUGUGUUAUUAUGGUAAGGGGUGUAAGGGGAAAUUCUGUCUCGUCACUAACUCACUUGGUUAGAAAGCAUGUUUAACCCUGUAAAAAGGCUUACUUCAGGUAGCCAGUACUACUAAUAUUUCUGUCCUACUAACUCUAUCAUGUUUUUUAGGGUUAAAUAUAGUAUGUUGUAACAGAUAUGUUGAUACAUACACUUAUAUUUUAGUACAAAGCAAAACACUGGUUGUGAAAAAGAUAUGAAUGUUUAUUUCAAUUUUUUGUUUUGGCAGGAUUAUUACCUAUAUAUUAGGGAUGAAGGUAAUUAAAAAGUAAAAAACACGAAUGCAUGUACAUGUAGCAACGAACUUUCUAAAUUUGAAAGGAAUGACUGCAGAAGUAGCUCUAGAUAGCAGCAACUUGGCUUCCCUGAUGUGGUGGGGUGCCUCAAAAAAAAUCCCUGAAAAGAAACUAGCAAUGAAGAAUUGCAGAAUGAAAAGUGAUGUUCAUUUGGAAAUGACAGAUAUCACAAACUGUAUUCUUUCUCUGCAGACACACACACACAUACACCCAUAAGCAUUAAAAGAAGCUAGUGUUCUGUAAUUUUCCAUACCCUUUGACACCCAUUAGUGACCAAAACAGAAUUACUCCUUACAACAUCAAUACAAUAUCAAGCAGACAGGUGAUGAGAACAAAGAAAAACAAUCCAUGAGGAGAUUAUUCAUUGAUCCAAAACCAAAUUCUCCUGAACAACAUUACAAUAAUUUUAGUAGAAUAAUUACUUGGCAUAGUGGCUAGAGCACUGAAAUUUAGCUCAAAAGAAUGGGGUUCAAGGUCUUGCCAGUCAAUAUGUUCUGUUCUUGAGCAAAGCACUUUCCUCUCAUAUGGCAUAUCUCCUCCCCAGAGCAUAAAUAAAUAUUGGCCAAGUGUCAGGAGAAGGGGGGAGCCAAGUUUGGUUGGACUAGCAUUGCAUUCUAGUGGAGUGAAAAUAGUCCAAGUCACUUCAUGCUUUGGAAAUUAAGAUAAUCUCUGGCCAGAUUACACUGUGGCCUCUUGGUGCAAUCCCCAUCUGUACUUUGAAAUGAAUGCUUGAAGUUUUAAGAACUUAGUGAACUGUGACUGUCUUCUGCUGUUCACAUUCAUACUCAUUCUGAUGACUGCAUUAAUUCUUGUUUUUUUUUUAGAAUCCACUCAUUACUCCUGUCAUCACUCCAAGGUUUGUUCUGAGUUGCACCUCAGAUCUGAUGAAGAAGUUAGGGAGUCUUGCAAAGAAUUACAACCUCCCCAUACAGGUCAGUUAAUCCAAAUCAGGAACUAAACAGUGCUCAAAGCCAUGUCUGAAAAUUUUUCUUUACUUUCAAUACAGAAAAAUGUGAAUUUAAGUCUGGGGCAAUAGGUUUCCAGAUUUAGUUUUCAGCAAUGAUAACACAUCUUAAACUUCAAAAUUAGCUUCCUUUUGUAGUACUUAAGUGGUGUAAUGUAUAGUACAUGUGUACUGCCAGAGAGGUGUAAUAUUGUGCAUUGUACGUUAAAUACAUGUGGAGUGAAGUGAAUGCACUUUGAAGGAGGCUCAUCUCUCAAUGCUCCAGCAAAGCUUCAGUUGAUCAACUUGGCAUAACAUGUUGUUUGAUUCCCUUGGUGCAUCUUGUCCCUGCUUGGAUGGUAUUUUUGCUCCUAGGAGUGAUUAACAUGUAACUCCUCCCUCUAAUAUCCACACAUGAUUUGUCAAACAGAUAAUGAAAAUGUCCAAACUUAUCAGGAGGAAGUUGUCAUCUUAGUCUAACACCAAAUUAUUGUGACUAGUUUACAAGAAAAUGUGCAGUAACUAGAAGGAAGAAUAAACAAUCAGAUGUUGGAAGAUUAUAAAAGAGUUUGAAUAUCCUUAAAAAAAAGUCCUCGCACAAUUAAGAGUUGUGAUGCCAUAUCAGUGUAAAUUUCAAAGAAAAUUUAUUAAUUCUGUUGUCUUUUUCCUUAAGAGUCACUUGAAUGAAAAUAAAAAGGAAAUAUCGUUGGUUAAAGAAGAAUUUCCAAAUGAGAGCUAUACUGCAGUGUAUGAUAGGCAUAAUCUUCUUAAUGGUAAGGUGAGUAAAUGAGCAUUUAGUAAUUUUGCUCCCUUUGUUAUAAACUGUGAAACAAGGUUUUAAAUUAUCACUUUCAUUAUAGAUACAGUGAUAAUAAUUCUUGUAAUAGUAAUAAUCAUAAUAAUAAAUUACUAGCUAGUAUAGAUCAGUAAAAAGUUUUUGGAGGUUAUGUAUUACUUUAUUUGUUAUGACGGUAUUUAUGAAUUCUUUUGCAGACAUAUAUGGCCCAUUGCUGCCACUCCACAGAAGAGGAAAUUAAUCUUAUGUUAGAAAGAAAUUCUGCCGUCGCUCAUUGUCCGACAUCCAAUUUUAAGUGAGUAAUAUCAUGAAGCUAAAAGUUAACAAGGCUAAUGUGGGGUUGGUCAUAACCUUGAAGCCGAGUUUUUUGAAGAAAAAGGUUAAAGAACAGCCAGCAGAGCUUUUAAUAUAGAAUUGUGCAUAUGUAAUACGAGCAUCGUAUUUUAGAAGUUAACGUCGAAAAUUUGUAGCGAUUUUGUCGAAUUUUCGUGGAGACUUUUGUGUAGGCUUUGGGACACGAAAUGUCGAGGGACAAUUUACCUGAAAUUUCGCGCAGUAAUUUCAGACUGUAAUUAAGUUUGAGGCUUGGUUGAGUGUGUGGAAUAUGUGGUAUCCGAGACUGUUUUUUUUCCCUAUAAGUUUUUGCUAUGAACUGCUAUUGACAAUUCCUAGGGUUCUCUUUUGCCAACUUCAAGUUCCGAUAAGUUCUACCUUUGUUUGUUGUAGCAUUCGAAGCGGUGUGGCUGAUAUCAGACACUACUUGAACAAAAAGAUCAAAGUUGGAUUAGGGACAGGUAAAUUUUUAUUUCCCAACUACUUGGUAUGUAGAAACCAAUAUAAAAUCACGGGAGUGAUUUUUAUGGGGUGGGGGUACUUCUUAGUUAUAGGCUAAUUUGGAUGUGCCGCUGGAUGGGUUCGCAUAUUCACAACUGGAUUAACUGUAAUGAGGUUACCUUUUUAAUAGAGUUAAUGCAGUAGGGUUUAUUAUAGGGAUUUUGAGGGUAAGAAAAUUUUGGAAGAUUUGCGGUUAAAAAGGGGUGUAUAAUCGGCCACAGAAUAGACUGUAAUGGGUUAUGAGAGGCCAGCAGCACAUACCCAGCAAAAAUUGACCCCAAUACUUCCCUUCUCCCCAUUCCUGGAUAGAAUCCUUAUCUCCCUAGAGUGACAGAAUAGGAGUUUUCUUAACAAUAUCUGUAUACAUCGAGCAGAAAGUUGACGAGAAGAUGGUAAAAUCGAAACUAGGAAGUCCUGUCUGCUUCAACACCAAAUUCUUAAAGCUUUUAUGAAUGUAUGACAGAAAGGGAAAAGAACUGACAAUUACACGAAAGAUUUGGUCUUGGAAUGAAACGGUUCAACUCAAAUAACAAGGAGUAGAAAAUACGGACACAAAUUGAUCGAAAUUUAGCAAGUGUUAUUUUUCACAGCUGUACAAGAAGUAGAACAUGUGGGACAGUGCAGACGUGAAGGAAAUGAACUUUAGAGGGAAAAUUGACUCUAUUGAUGAAUGCCUUUUUAAUUUUUUUAAUUACUCAACAGAUGUUUCUGGUGGAGAAUCACCAUCGAUGUUGGUAGCCAUUCGUGAUUGUGUCAAAGCCUCCAAUGUAAUCAGUUUUGGCAAAUCUGAGGAAUUCACAGCCCUAACUUAUGAAGAAGCUUUCUUUCUUGCUACUUUAGGUGGUAGUCAAGGUGAUUCAUGCAUCAUUAAAUCUCCCUCCAGCUUUUCGUUUUUGUUUUUUUCAGUCCUUUUCAAUGAUACUCCAAUUGCAAAGCCUAAAAUUUUGGUUCGCAUUUUCCAUGUGUUUCCUAGAGGAGAAUUUACUGUUAUCGAGGAUUUCAGCAGGAUUGUGAAGAGGGCAUGAAAAUUCAGCGGAAAACAAUUUCGAACUUGAUUCCCUUUCAGUCCUAUGAAAUGUCUGUCAUUGUUGCGGUAGUCCAUGGCAAUCUUUAUCAAGUGAUGUGUUUUAAUUCCGUUGUAGUGCUUGGACUUGACGACAAAAUAGGAAAUUUUGAGGUAAAGUGAAGCGUAAUACCUACCGAUUUUCACGAACACUUCCCGAUGAAGAAGCUUGACGUUGUGUUUAACUUUUUUAUUUAGGUCGGCAAAGAUUUCGAUGCAUUAUUAAUUGACGUGGAAGUUCCAGAUUCCCCGUUUGAUUGUUUUGAUGCAGAUGAUUCAAAGGUAGGAGUUAUCCAUUUUUGACGUUCUACUGAUUGUGAAAGAUAGUUUUUUUCGUUUCUCAGCGUUUUAAAUCAGCCGUAGUUUGUCCACUUGCACCGUCAGUGACUUAAAUAUUUCACGUCCUUUGUAUUGUAUUGGUAUGUUCUCGUUUAAAUAUAGUUACUCAUUAAUUUCAUUAAUUAUUUUUUGCGUACUUGCGUAUUUUGAAAUCGGGCUUGAUACUUCUUUUUAGUAACCCCCUUACCCCCUCCCCCCCUGGUAUCAGUUGGAAGUUAUCCUGAGCUUUCGAGGCUCAAUGACCAACCACUGUUCGGGAAAAGAGCCCGCGCAUGGCAAGGGUUGGCUUGCUGCAUCAUCUUCUUGCGUAUCUUGUAUCGUUCGACAGAGACGAGUGACGCGACUAAAUGUUGCGCUUGUGUAUCCUUAUUAGGAACUGUAAUUGAAUGAAAGACAAAAUGGUAUUUAAAAAGAUAUGUUGAUCUGUUCUUUUUUUUUUUCUUUUUUUUUUUUCAGGAUGCAGUCCAAAAGUUUCUUUACCUUGGUGAGUAAGAUCGACAAUUUGAUCUCACUUGAUUACUUUAAGUUAAAUUUUAACCUAUUGAUCGUCGUGAGUACGAAGUAGGAGAGGCAGUCAGUCAGUUAAACAGAAAAUUUCAAGUAUCGAAAGUAAAACUCCAAUUAUUAACGUAGAAUGAAAUGAGUAGAAUACUUGUUAAAUUAAAAUGUACCUACAUGAAUUAAAAGUGUCAUUAUUGAUUAUUCGCACUCUAUGCGACGAAUCCUACUUUAAAAUUUUUCUGUGUUGCUUAGUUCCGGUUGUUUCCGAAAGUGCCUUUCAAGUUUCUGUAGCGAAAAAAUGAAAAAAUCGGAACACAUGUGUUUGUAACAAUAAAGUAACUGUUGUUUUCUUAUUGUAGGAGAUGACAGGAACAUUCGACAGGUUUACGUGGCGGGCAAACUUGUGACGGGAGAAGAUUUCAAAACCCAAAGUGAAGUGGUGUAUAUUGAAAUCGAUGACUGACUGCUCAGGAGUUUAGUUUACCAUAGAUCCUCGAAUAAUUGUACAGAGCGCUUAUUUCAGAUCUGGGAUGAACCGGGGAGGGGAUGGUGGAAGGCCCUUAUUAAACCUUAAGCGCUGGUUUCACUUUCUCAAAUUGGCCACCGUGUUAGCAUUAGAAACGUCAGCCUCAAUAACUCUUUACGGUGGCCAAUUUACAUUAUCAACUCAGUUAAUAAAACCGUUCUAUCCUGUAAUACCCUCUCCAAUGGAGGGGGUUCUUUAAAAACUUACCCCCUUUAUUCAGUAAUAUGUAAUUUUUGUAAGGUGAUAUUCAAAUAUGAACUUAAAGAAUUUUUCAGAGCCACGAUCGACGCUUAUGGUUACUUUACUAAACCUAACGUGUGUUUAACGGCGACGUGACGUAAGAUGUGAUAAUGUAGCGAUUAGUGUUGGUAGUGCUCUUUGUAUUAUAAGUUUUAAAAAAUUGUUAGAAGCGGUUUGUAAGGUAAAAGAGUAGGUAUGCUAUCAUCUGUACGUACAUUCUUCUGUAAGUAGGUUUAAAUACUGUAUAUUUGCGUUGCGCGUAUAUUAAUGUAACUAGCGCAAGUAAUUCAAUGUACUCCUAGUUUGUUGUCGUCGUAUGUAGAUGUAAAAUCCAUUCUUCUUCACAUAAAUGUGAGAGGGCACCACCAGAGAUAUUGUAAUUCAAGCGGAAGUAUGCAGCAUUGUGAUUUCUGAAAAGUAAUGUUUAUCUGUGACAUAAAGUUUAAAGCCGA
Molecule: messenger RNA, 10347 nt
Organism: Pocillopora meandrina
Lineage: Eukaryota; Metazoa; Cnidaria; Anthozoa; Scleractinia; Pocilloporidae
Source: the annotation of a GenBank genome assembly